Molecule: messenger RNA, 1494 nt
Organism: Hippocampus comes (tiger tail seahorse)
Lineage: Eukaryota; Metazoa; Chordata; Actinopteri; Syngnathiformes; Syngnathidae
Gene: tmem30b
Product: transmembrane protein 30B
Exons: 8
Coding region: 135-1154 (339 amino acids)
Biological process (GO): phospholipid translocation
Cellular component (GO): plasma membrane; Golgi apparatus; endoplasmic reticulum
Source: RefSeq, a predicted model, not a curated record
UACCAACAGGCGGGACUGUAGACUCGAAGGAAGGUAAAGGUGAGCCGCUGUGUAGAGCACGCCAACUCCAAAAAUAGUUGUUUUUCUUUUUUAUUUCGCUAUUUAAGUCGUCGCUGUGUAAGGUUGCCGAGAGAAUGGUAAAGGAGGAGAAUGAGUCGCCCAACCGGCCUGACAACACUGCCUUCACCCAACAGAGGCUCCCAGCGUGGCAGCCCAUGCUCUCCGCCGGCAUCGUCAUCCCUGGGUUUGUCCUCAUCGGUCUGGCCUUCAUCGGCAUCGGCGUUGCCCUCUUGAUCACUUCUCGCAACAUCCAAGUACUGGAGCUUGACUACACAGGCACGGAGCAGAACUCGCCAUGCUUUCAGUGCUCGGACCCUGACCAGCAGGACUGUGUUUGCACACUACAGUUCUCGAUCAACAGCCUGUUUGAGGGGCCGGUGUUCUUUUAUUACGGCUUGUCCAACUACUUCCAGAACUACAGAAGGUACGGUGUCUCCAGAGAUGACGGCCAGCUUUAUGGAGACUUGUCUUACUUCAAGGAACCCUACGAUCAAUGCGAGCCCUAUCGAUUUGACCGCAACAAGCGCCCGAUUGUGCCGUGUGGCUCGGUAGCAAACUGUAUCGCUGUGUACACGUUCAGGCUGUUCCAGAUUGUGAACGGCCAGCAGAAGGAGGUGCCCUUGGAUGGGAAAGGGAUCGCUUGGUGGACCGAUUACAACAUCAAGUUUAGAAACCCCACUGUCACGCCCCUGAGGAACGCAUUCAAUAGCACCGCGAAGCCGCUGUUUUGGCCCAGGCCGGCUUACGAGCUGGACCCCUCUGACCCUGCCAACAAUGGUUUCAUCAACCAAGACUUCCUGGUGUGGAUGCGAAGGGCCGCGCUGCCGGAUUUCCGUAAACUUUACCGGCGGAUCACCGAGGGGGACUAUGCCAAUGGCCUGCCAGCAGGAAACUAUUCUCUGGAAAUCGCUUACAACUACCCAGUGCUGAGCUUCAGCGGCAGAAAGAUGGUGGUGUUCAGCAACGUGUCAUGGAUGGGGGGCAAGAACGAAUUCCUGGGUAUUGCCUACCUGGUGAUCGGCACGCUGUGCGUCGUGAUGUCAGUGGUCAUGCUCAUUGUCUACGCCAAAUUCAAGUUCCCAGAGGAGGACUGAGCAAAGCCUCGUGAGGAUAAGCGGUUCAGAUCAUGGAUGGAUGGAUAGAUUAACUUCAUAACUCUGUAUUCAAGAGAGUUUUUGUCUCAGGGUUUGUUUAUUUGUUUGUUGCCGUGUUUUAGUUCUUCCAUUUUACGUCAUAGGAUUCCUUUUUUUAAAUGAACAACCAUUUACACAUUGACAGAAUUACAUUAGCACAUUAACAAAUUAAACAGUGAACGGAUGAUGUAAAUACAGGAAUUGGAAUUUCAAUCAAGGCUGUACAGUUAAAAUUUUUUGUCGUGUUUUGCUUCAUGUUAAUAUUUAUGCAAUAAAACAAUGGAAAACCAUCCUAAAGCUU